AUGUAUAUGCAACCGCAACAAUAUCCACCUCGUGGUUAUGAAAUGCAUCCUCACCAUAAUCCCCAUCCGCCUCCUCCAAUGCCUCAUCCUUCAAUGAUGCAACAUCAUCAAUAUCAACAACAACAACAAGUUAUGACUCGUCCACCGAUUCCCGAAUCUAUUCCUCCAUCUUCUCAAUCUCAAGAAGUAUCUGGUAAUCAAUGCGAUUUCUGUCUUGGCGAUGAAUAUGAAAACAAAAAGACUCAUAAAUCUGAAGAAUUAAUUACAUGUAAAGAUUGUUCGCGUAGUGCUCAUCCGACAUGUUUAAAUUUUAAUCCAAAUAUGUUAUUAAGUGUUAAAAAGUAUAAUUGGCAAUGCAUGGAAUGUAAAACGUGUUCAAUAUGUGGAAACUCAGAGAAUGAUUCCCAGUUAUUAUUUUGUGAUGAUUGUGAUCGUGGUUAUCAUUUUUAUUGUCUCCAGCCACCAUUAUCGAAAGCACCUGAGGGUGAUUGGAGAUGCAAAUUAUGUGUUACACAAUUUGGAGAAUUACAGGAAAACUAA
Molecule: messenger RNA, 540 nt
Organism: Didymodactylos carnosus
Lineage: Eukaryota; Metazoa; Rotifera; Eurotatoria; Philodinida; Philodinidae
Source: the annotation of a GenBank genome assembly